AUGUCGGCGUCGCAUGGGAUUGAGGUGCUCUUGAGUUUUCCUUUUUCCAUUCCAACCUUGUCAAUCCUCCAUGCAGAGAAGCAGUGUGAUGGAGCAGGUUUGGACUUGUUAGUUCCAGUGGAAAAGGAAGCCCCUUUAAAAUGGCCUGAAGGCGCCUUUUCUCUCACUCACUUGAACACUGCACGCUUCCUGCGCGCUGGAGAUCCCAAAGCCGCACUGCGUUCUGCUCACAAGCGCAAGCAAGAGACCAUGAGCGAGACUGCCAAGGACAAGGGCGCCGUCUCUACUAAAGAGAAGGGCGGAGCGGAGAAGAGGGGUAGAGGAAGACCCAAAAAGAACCCGGAGCAGGAGCCCAGUGGUUCCCCGACGCCGAAGAGGCCCCGAGGACGACCAAAGGGCAGCAAAAACAAGGCGAGCUCCACAGGACCUAAAGGCAAAAAAGCAGCUGCUGCGACAGCGUCUGCAGGGGGAAAACGCAGAGGAAGACCCAAGAAAGCAGAGAAAGAAGAGCAGCCAUCCAAGUCUUCUGAGGAGGAGGAAGAGGAAGAAGAGGAGGAGGAGGAAGAGGAGGAACAGUAGAGCAGCAAAUCAGUGCUACCUCAUAUCUCAAUCUCGUCACUUCCCGGUUCAAACUAUAAAACAGCUGGAUUUUUUUUUUCCUUUUUUUUUUUUUUGCGAUCUCGCAAAAAAAACAAAACACACCCUGACAAAGAAAUCCAAAUCCACUCUCGCUCAUCCUCCAUCAGCACAGAGCACACUACAGUGCAUCUCUCUCUCUCUCUCUCUCUUUAUACCACCACUGGAAAACAAACGGACAGACUCUCAUACUGUGUGUGUGUGUGUACAUGCAUGCAUUUGUGCUUGUAUGUUGAACACAGACUCCAUGUCUCUUUCUUUCUCUCUCUCUCUGGUCAUGUCAAUAUACUGGACAAAGAGUUCCUCUGAUGCAGGUUUAAAAAAAAAAAAAAAGUUUUUUUUGCUUUUAACGAAAACUUGUUCACGUUCUCUAGACAAAGGUGAAUCAACCUACUUUUAGAGGAAGGGGGUCAGUACUUAACUUUUUGGCUUGUAGGUGAUUUAUUAUUAUUUUUUUCUAAAAGGAAUAUGGUGGUGGAAAGGGCUUUGUGUACAUGUUUUUGUGUGUGUGUGUGUGAGCGUAACGGAUACCAGUUCAUUGUGACACCGCAUCGAUCCAUUUUUAUCUCUGUUGGAGUCGUGGAUCUGUUUUACUCCUGACUCGGUUCGUUUUCAGAAAGAGAUUUAAACGCAUGCAGAGGACAAAACCGAGGAGGGACGAGGCGUGUGGAGUUGGACGAUGUGUCAGAAAUUUCAGAUUUUUUUUUCCCCGUUUUUGUCCUGUCGUCAAGAGAUUAGAAAAUUGUACUAAAACUAGAAUAAAAGUUAAGCUACCUUUCUAUUCACAAUUUUAUUUUUUAACGAUUCUGAUGAAACCGUGAUCUAAGACCGUAUUCCCAUCUGUUCCCGCCGAUGUAUUUUAAAAACCGCGCUGUAAGGUGUAAUGCUAACCCCGAUCCCUCCAAAUGCAUAUUGUAUUUUUCAUUUGUGUUUUUAUGCAUUAGCUGUAAAUGAAACAAAACAUCAGACUUUUCGGGAGAUAAACCAAACUGAAAUGUCAAAUUCUGAAUCUCAAGACUUUAGGACCGAAAGAUAGUAUUUUUGUUCUCUUUUUCAUUUGCAUCCAUCAGUUAACUUUUCAUCACAGAUGGCGAGUAGUGGAUUAUUUUUUUUUUUCCCACAGGAUGGCGCCAUUUGCUACUGUUCAGUCUGUUUCAGAUUUAUUUUUUACUUUUUGUGUGUGUGUAAAACUCCGAGUCAGGGAACGCCGAUCGAUCCAGCGACUGAGUUUCUCAGAACUUUAAUGCUGCUACAAACACGGUUAAUAAAAAAAAACAAACAAAAAAAAAACAACAAAAAAAAAAUAAACCCGGAAUACUGCAACGUCACACUCGUACCUCACUCUGUCAUUUUAGGACGGCUUACUGUUAAAAAUAAUAAUAAUAAUAAAAAGUAACAAAAACAACAAAAAAAAAUACA
Clarias gariepinus (North African catfish) is the source of this 2055-nucleotide messenger RNA. Its product is annotated as bone sialoprotein 2-like. The transcript has 6 exons. Gene Ontology annotation, cellular component: chromatin; nucleus. Gene Ontology annotation, molecular function: transcription coregulator activity; DNA binding. The coding region runs from base 1 to 579 and encodes 192 amino acids. NCBI's taxonomy places the organism in Eukaryota, Metazoa, Chordata, Actinopteri, Siluriformes, Clariidae. Gene Ontology annotation, biological process: regulation of DNA-templated transcription. The record is from RefSeq and is a predicted model, not a curated record.